Molecule: messenger RNA, 2513 nt
Organism: Venturia canescens
Lineage: Eukaryota; Metazoa; Arthropoda; Insecta; Hymenoptera; Ichneumonidae
Product: nucleolin-like
Exons: 4
Coding region: 159-2168 (669 amino acids)
Biological process (GO): maturation of LSU-rRNA from tricistronic rRNA transcript (SSU-rRNA, 5.8S rRNA, LSU-rRNA)
Cellular component (GO): nucleolus
Molecular function (GO): rRNA binding
Source: RefSeq, a predicted model, not a curated record
CCCUUCUCUAACGUACUAACGUAUUUUUUUUUUCUCAUCUCAUCUGGAAGCCCGGAGCCUGGAGACAGAACCACAAAAGCCGGCAUUGAGAUCGAGUUCUUAUUCGUGAUACAACUGCUCGUCUGGAUAAUCACAAAGUUGAAAAAACAUCAGCUACGAUGACAAAAUCAAAGGUAGCUAACAAACAACAACUAAACAAUUCCAAGAGUAGUUUACAUCAUUCAAAGGAUGGAUCGAUCCAGAAAAAAAAACAGCAGAAAUUUAAAAACACACCGACAGGCAAAGUUCAUUUGAUCAAUGGAACCCCUUCAAAAUCGAAUGGGAAGCAAAUUUCACCUCAAAACAGUAAUGGAGGGAUGAAAUUACCAAAAUCUCCUAAGUCGCCAAAAUCCCCAAAAUCACCAAAGGACAAUGGGAGUAACAAAACGUCUUCAAAAGAUGAGAAAAAGCAAAAAGAGGAAGAAGAAGAUUCUGACGAAGAUUUCAAUGAAGGAAUCAGCAUCACUGAAAUAGUCAGUGGCCAAGAAGACGAAGAAGAUGACGAUGAUUCGUCUGAUGAGGAUGCUGUGCCAGAUGUUCUAAAAACAACUUUACCCGACGCCACUGACGAAUCUGAUACUGAUUUUGAUGUGACGACUGCUGAAAACAAAGGAGUCAAGAUGUUUAGAGGUGUGGGAAAAGUGAAACAAGAAUCGGAACAAUCAGACGAAGAAGAUGAUGAAGACGAUGAGGAUGAUGAAGAAGAUGAGGACGAUGAGGAUGAUGAGGAUGAUGAUAAACCGGUGCUUGGAUUGUCAGCUCUUCUUGGUGAUUCAAUUAAAGACGAAUCUGGAGAUGAAGAUUUUGUAGGCUUGGAAAAUUCCGAAGAUGAUGACGACGAUGACGACGAUGAUGAUGAUGAUGAUGAGGAGGAGGAAUCUGAUGAUGAAAUGGUUGAUCAAUCUCUCAACUCGUCAAACGUCACAUCCACCGAUGAUGAUGAUGAUGAAGAGGAUGAGGACGAAAAUGACGAUGAUGAUGAUGACGACGAAGAUGACGAAUCGAUGCCUGGCCUCACUGAUCUCCUUGGAACUUCUCUGGCUGAUGACUCCGACGAUAAUGACUUUGAAGCAGAUGAUGACGAAGAUGAAGACGAGGACAUCAGUGAUGAAGAAGAUAACGAAGAGGUUCCAGAAUCCAAGAAUAAGAACAAGAAAGAAAAGAAAUCCACCUCCGAAUCUCCUAAGCAAACUCCUGAAGAGAAAGCUGAACAGGACAAAAGAACCAUUUUUGUAGGCAACCUUCCAAAGGACGUCAAAGUUCAAGUUUUGGCUAAAGAAUUCAAGAAAUUUGGUCCCAUCCAAUCUAUUAGACUCAGAGGAAUAAUACCUGAAGAUCCAAAAAUGUCAUUGAAAGUUGCUGCGAUCAAGAAGAAAUUCCAUCGGAAAAGCGGCAACAUAUGUGCCUUCAUAGUCUACAAGGAUGAAGAGUCUGUCCAGAAAGCUCUUGCCGUGAAUGGGAAAAUGUUCCAAGGCAAUUACUUGAGAGUCGAUCGCUCACAGAGGCCCAGUGCAGGAGAUAAAAAGAAAUCGGUAUUUCUGGGAAAUUUGCCCUUCACUGUCGAAGACAACGAGUUAUGGGAAGCUUUCAAAGGUUGCGGAAGAAUUGAAUCAGUUCGCAUCAUCCGACAUCGUCAGUCGGGUCUCGGACGUGGAUUUGGUUACAUAAAUUUCGAAACUUCGGACGGUGCUGUGCUCGCUUUGAGUCUAGAUGGUACUGAAAUCAGCAAUCGAAAAGUUCGCGUCACAGCUUGCACUUCUCGAGAGGCGUCGAAGAAGCAGCAGCAAAGUCCCGAAAAAGGUGGCAAAAGGAAGCAUCAAUCGGAAAGCGAAUCGAACGAUUCACCGAAAAAAGUGAAAACCGAGAACUCCGAAGGAGUAGAGCGUGCGACCCACAACAGUUUGAAUGCGGAGAGACGCAAGAAAAAAAGCAACAAACGUUCUCAAGGUGACAAACAGAGAGCAAAAGCAGCCUCGGCCAGUCCGAAGAGCGACAACAGUCCGCAAAAAUUCCAAGGUCAAACCGGCGGUACCAAAAAUAAGAAAGAAAAACAGGACAAGACUUCGAAAAAGAAAAAGCAAAUAGCCGCGAAGUUGCUCGCCAAGCCGAAAAAACCAUCGACGAAUUGAAAAUGUUUCUAAUUUUCAUUAAGUUUCUCUAUUCUUUUUUUUUGUUUUUUCUUUUAUCGUUUUUAGCUACGUCAAAUAUUUAUGGUAUAACACGUCGAUAUAACCGUAACGUUGAGCCAUGUGUGUCACCAAGAAUUCAAUUCCGUACUUGGUUCGAACUUGCUUGCUGAGUUUUUAUGCAUCAUCGACUUUCCUCAUUGAAAAUUCCAUUUUUUUUUAAUUCAUCCAUUAAAAAGACGAAUGUAUAUAACACGUUUAUCACAUUAGAUGUAGAUGGUAAUGAUAUAUUAUAAAAAAAACAUGCGCAAAUGUACUAGAGAAUUAAAAAAAGGAACGCGUAAUGAA